AUGAGGCCUGAGCUGUCCAGGAGUUCGUACAUCGACGACAUCAUCUACGGAGCUCCGUCCAGGGAUGACCUGUGCCAAACGCUGAAUGCUCUCCUGUACCAACUACGGUACUGGAACAUCUCGGUUAGCCUCCCAAAGAGUGAGUUCGGGGCCACGAAAUGCCAGUACCUCGUACACGACAUCAGCUCAUACGGAAUCCGGACGUCCCCGAAGCUAGCGGAGAAGGUCCUCAACUUGCCGUUCCUGAAGACCCAGAAAGCAGUACGGUCCCUCCUCGGGAGCCUCAAUUACUACGCCAAGCUUAUCGAGGAUCUACCCGCGCUUGCGGUCACUCUCUACGAAGAAUCGGACGAGCAACUUCGUUCCGGACGAGACCUAGAGCCGCCCAAGCAUGCGUUCAAGAUACCCAAGGACCGGCUAGUUUGUUCCGAAAAGAAGAUUCGCGUGUACACCUGGUACUCGGUGGUGGCAUGGCUGUUCAAGUCCAAGACAGUGGACGGAAGAUGCCUCAAGUGGGCGCUCAAUCGGUCUCCCUGGGCCCCUGACAUUCGGCGACUCGAGAACGACGAAGAUUGCUUGGCGGCAAUCCUGGUGGCGGGUAUCACCCCCGGGAACGCCUCGACAAGCCUCCCGAGUUGGGAAAUCGUCGCGGCCGCGGGACACUUUCUGGAGAAAGCCACCGUAAAUGAGGCCGAAUACUCUGGAUUAGUCAAGGACAUGCAACUCGCUCGAGACAUGGGGGUCCAGGAACUGGUUGUGAUCGGGGACUCCCGAUUUGCAAUACAGCAGCUCAAAGGCGUCAUUGGCUGUACCCAGCCCCACCUGUUGAGGUUACUCCAGGAGGCUGAAGGACUCCAAGCUACGUUCAAGUUCCUACGCCUAGUGCACGUGAAAAGAGAUUUAAACGCUGCAGCCGACUACAUCUCCAAGCAAGUCAUCCAGGACCACCCCUGGGUACAGUCGCUGGUGGAGUGCGUGUUCCUAGCCACAGCUCGGAAUAUACCCGAGAGCUCCCCAAGAGGUUUAGUAGGCGACGUGUUCGCGAUGACACGCUCGAAGUCCAAACAGGUCAAGGACACAGAGGAGUUGGUUCCAGGAACCGGAGCCGACGACUCCAGGUCCAAUAUCUACGGAACCAACGAAUCGGGAACCGACGGUCCCGGAACCAAUAACCUCGGAACCAACGAGUCGGGAACCGGUGGUACGGAGGACAAGCCUACUGCCGCUCCUUGGAUCUCCGACUGCCAGGCCUCUGAAGAAGACCCUGAAGACGUUCACCGUCUCCGCCUGGUAGUCCCCCGGGACCGCCAGGAAUGUAUUCUGAACCACUGUCACGCGGACUUCCAAGGUGCUCAUCAGGGGAUCAUCCGGACCUACGAGAGACUGCCCAAGGAGUUCUACUGGAUCGGCAUGUUUAAGGACACCGAGCGAUACGUCAAAGAGUGCGUUGCCUGUGUCAUGGCUAAGGGACUACCCCUGAACCCGGGUCCGUCGCCCGGUAACGUGUUGGCUACGCGACCGUUCCAGGUUGCCUCCAUUGACUUUGUGGUACCGCUACCUCGGUCAGCCCGGGGAAAUACGACGCUGCUCCUGUUCCAGUGCGCGUUCUCGGGGUUCAUCAUGUGCAAAGCCAUGGCGAGCACUGAAGGCCAAGCUGUGGCUGAAGCCUUCGAGGAGUGCGUGUUCCGAAGGUUCGGAGUCAGUGAGAUGAUCCAUCUCGACCGAGACCCGCGCUUUAAGGUCGGGUAUUCAAGCACUUCCGGGAGAUGCUCGGGAGCCGGCAACGCGUGA
Messenger RNA from Phytophthora megakarya, 1791 nucleotides. The record is from the annotation of a GenBank genome assembly. Lineage: Eukaryota; Oomycota; Peronosporomycetes; Peronosporales; Peronosporaceae.